AUGGAAUAUCGAUAUCUUAAUAAUCUAGACUUUUCACAAGAACUAAAGGUUGAAGGAUUCAGUCUUUUUUCAGCAAUUUGCUAGAUUUAAAAAAAAUAAAAAAUAAAUACAUUUGCUAUUGGGGAUUUUAGGUCAUUGGUAAAAGUUGAUGAUGGAAAAGAACUUACUUUGAUAAUCGACAUUCAUAAGAAAUAUGUAAUUCAAUAAUUUUCAAAUCAAUAUAAACUAUACAUGUAUCCUAUCAAAUAGUAUAAUGAUAAAAGCUACCCGUUGGUAUUUGGAAAGGAUUGA
Molecule: messenger RNA, 291 nt
Organism: Stylonychia lemnae
Lineage: Eukaryota; Ciliophora; Spirotrichea; Sporadotrichida; Oxytrichidae
Source: the annotation of a GenBank genome assembly